Molecule: messenger RNA, 1152 nt
Organism: Zingiber officinale
Lineage: Eukaryota; Viridiplantae; Streptophyta; Magnoliopsida; Zingiberales; Zingiberaceae
Product: MYB-like transcription factor EOBII
Exons: 7
Coding region: 160-1152 (330 amino acids)
Biological process (GO): regulation of DNA-templated transcription
Cellular component (GO): nucleus
Molecular function (GO): sequence-specific DNA binding; DNA-binding transcription factor activity
Source: RefSeq, a predicted model, not a curated record
UAUCUACAUAUCCCUCAACAAACUCUCUUCACACUGUACCUCAUCAACCACAAGUACUCAUCAUCAUCAUCAUCAUCAUCAUCAUCAUCUCCUAUAAAAUUAACUCUCUGUUACUGAACUCCUCGACCUUAAAUUUUCAUGGCGUAGGAAUCCAUCGUGAUGGACAAGAGAAUAAGCAGCAGCCAGGAGGCGGAGGUGCGGAAGGGCCCAUGGACCAUGGAGGAAGACCUCAUCCUCAUCAACUACAUCUCCAACCACGGCGAGGGUGUCUGGAACAACAUCGCUCGCUCUGCCGGGUUGAAGAGGACAGGGAAGAGCUGCAGGCUGAGGUGGCUGAACUACCUCCGCCCGGACGUGCGGCGGGGGAACAUCACGCCGGAGGAGCAGCAGCUGAUCAUGGAGCUCCACGCCCGGUGGGGGAACAGGUGGUCAAAAAUCGCGAGGCAGCUGCCGGGACGGACGGACAAUGAGAUAAAGAACUUCUGGCGGACUCGAGUGCAAAAGAAGCUCAAACAAUGUGAGUCCUUUGUAAGCCUCAAGAACAACCCGGUGAUUAUUGACGACGCUAGCACUAGCGCGCUUCAAGUUGACACCGCCGGUAACGUCAGUAGUGGAGUUCAUCAGGUUUGCGACGACAACAUCAUCGGCGGUGAUCACCACCACGCCGACGACAUGGUUUCCGAAGGCUUCUCCACGGAGUCUAGCGACAACUUUUGGUCCUUGGAGGAUUUCUGGACAAUGAAAACUUUGAGUUUUUAUAAUGAGUUCGAUAAUUCUGUCCAUGUUAUUCACGAGAUUAAUCGAAUCGUGAAUAACCAUUGGAGAGAGGACUCGAUGAGUUAUACUAGCACUCCAGCACCGACUAGAGAGUUAUGGUGGAGUGAAUUUAGGGAGGAAUAUAAUGAACUAGAGGCAGCACAGAGAUGUUCUGGUUAUGCUAGUGCAAAUAUGGAGGGGUCUGAGCCAUCUAUUGGUACUGAUUUAAAUUUAUGGCUACAGUUGAAGGAGAUUUUAAAUGAAAGGGAUGAAGAAAUGAGACAAAUGCACCUAAAUCAGGAAUUGAUUUUGCUACAUUUUCAAUUAAUUUCUACUCCAAGUCAGAAUCCUCCCAGUGAUGGUGAUCAUGAUGAUGGCGAUGGUGGCAAAUCUUAG